Penicillium salamii is the source of this 3462-nucleotide messenger RNA. The record is from the annotation of a GenBank genome assembly. Lineage: Eukaryota; Fungi; Ascomycota; Eurotiomycetes; Eurotiales; Aspergillaceae.
AUGCCCCCGGCAGCACCUGACGACCUCAUCCGCCAGCACAGCCGGUCUCUCGAAGACGAUAGUCCCUUCAUCCCGGAACAGCCCAGACCCAUUCCAGAGCAUGAACCAAGUGGGAAAAGCAAAAAGAAGAAAGGCAAGAAGGCCAAGGCAGCCAAGGCAGCAGCGGAGACUCCACCGGAUGAGUAUGUACCCGGUGAUUGCUUCUCUGAUGAACGCGCGCCAUUGACGCGUGAUUACAUGGACAGUAUCCCAGCAUUCUCUCCGCCCCCGGCGGAGUUAUCCAUUCCAGAUCAUGAACCUGAAUCUAAGCAAACUCUUGGUGAACCUGAGACCGCACCUGCACCUGAGCCCGCACCUGAGCCCACACUUGAGCCGGAACCUGAGCCUGAACCUCUCCCCGCCCCUGAGCCCCCUAUUGAGCAUGUAAACCCCCCUAUCACGUCGCCUGCACUGGGUGCUCUCGACUCGCUCGACGGGCCCCCAGGUGACGACUUCACUACUCGCACCGAUACCUGGGCCCAGUCUGUGCCUUAUGGAAAGAGUCCUCCUACCGACCUCAUGGAUGGAGACAUUCCGAAUGCGUCACCUCUGAACUUCCCUACUAUUCAAGAGCGUGGCUUCAGCAAUCCCUCCUCGGCAUCGCCUCAGACUCGGACCUUACCAUCUAGCUACGGAAAUGGCUAUGGCAACGGCUACCGAAGCAGCAUGCAGUCAAGGCAACAAUCUGUGGAUAGAAGAAAGAGCCACUCCUACGGAAGCCCCAUGGGCAACCCACAUCCGCUCCCUCAUCUUCCCCAGGCUCAUUUCUUCGGAGCACCGGAGAUUGAUAUUCUUCCGAGCCAGAACCGACCACUCACCGACGGAAAUUAUACGUUCUGCGGCUUCGAUACGUUGCCCAACUUAUCGCCCAAAGCAUCACGGACAGGAAUGAAUGUUUUGUUGGUUGGAACAGACGGCGGAGUGGAAAUACUUGCCAUUGAGGAUCGUCGAACGCGGCUCGUCGGACAAAUCACCGGGCUGAACGGUCGUGUGAUUGAAGCGAAACUUUUGACCAGUCACUCUUCAAGUGAUCCUUUCGCAUCAUCUAGGCCCCAUGUGGCUGUUGUAGUUCACGGCCCACAGCCCCCAACCGAAGAAGAUGGUCGUGUCUCAUCCACAACAUCGGAUGCAAACGAGGUCGCCCCAUCUAUGAUCCGAGGUCCUUCCCACGAUAAACGUGGACGGGAUGAAACCAAAUUUUAUCAAACCCGAGUCGAGGUUUACUCUUUCCGGACUGGCGAACAUGUUACUACCCUCUUUGCAAGCAAACCUGUGCCGUGCCUAGAGACCCUUCCAGGCCUUCCAUCCUUUGCGCCUCCAGCGGUGGGCAGUUUGAAACUACACACCUCAGGGGCGUAUAUUGUCCUCGCUUCAGGGAUCAGUGGUGAACUGUAUGUCUAUAGACAUGCUCCAUCCCCUGAAGCGGGUACUUACCAGUGCUUGGGUAAGACCUGGACUGGGGUGCAGUCGCAAGGAAGUCGUCGCUACUCGACUUCUUCAAGCUCGACUACCGAGCCAGAAGGGACUCGCUCAGAUUCUCCACACCGUGCUUCAAUUCUCGAGAGGCCGAUUUUGGCCGUUCAAGGAAGAUGGCUGGCUUUUGCCCCACCGUCCUCGUCCCACCGAGGAUCGAUACAUGGAACUGUUCCUUCAAGCUUGUGUCACGGCAAAGCUACAGGGAUUGAUACCCGUGGUCCUCCUGCAGUGCCUUCAGUUUCAUGUGCUACUGAUGUUGGCGAAGGAGAAAGCUUUCUAGAUAAGAUGGCAAGAGGGGUUGCCCAAGAGCUUGUAAAAGGUGCCCGCUGGAUGGGCGACCAAGGCAUGCAGGCAUGGAACAACUAUUGGAAUGCCCAACAAGCAUCUGGCACCUCUCCACGCCGGCCACCUCCAGGCCCGGACUCCCAACCCCAGGGGUAUGGGCUUUUCCCACCUACACAUGGUCAGGAUACACAGGCCUCGCCAUCUGAGCCUGACACGGUGUCUAUCAUCGACUUAGGGCGGUUUGAAGACAGUAGCGAUAUCCGAAAUGUUCUCACCCACCCUGUCUCGACUUUCCAGGUACCCAAUGGCUGCAGCUUUUUAUCGCUGUCACCCAAUGGCCUGAUGUUGUUCACAGCCAGUAAGAAGGGUGAUGUUCAAUAUGUGUGGGACCUGAUGCAACUCAAAUAUUGCCGGUCAACAGCUUUCAUGGCCGAUGACCAAACCGGUCAAAAUCCCAAUGUACGACAGAUUGCUAGAUAUGCACGCUUAACUACAUCCAGCAUUGUCGAUGUGAUUUGGACUGCGCCUACGGGUGACCGAUUGGCUGUCAUUACCCGUAAAGGCACUGUCCACGUGUUCGACCUACCUCGGAGUGCUUUCCAAUGGCCUCCAUUCCGUCGCGGAAAGCCGACAGCAACUAAAGCACCACAUACUGACUCUGUGUCAGAAGACUUAGCUAAUGAGCCUACUGCGGGCGGAAGCUCAUUAUCAGCAGCUAUGAAAUUGGUAGGUGGCAAGGCACAACCUUUCUUUUCCGCUGUGCGGGGUCGUGUUCCGUCUACUGGGGCUGCUUUUCCGAAUAUGAGUGGAUUUGCACUUCCAUCGGCCGCCAGCGUGAAGAGCGGAAAGGUUGUUGCCGCUGGCCUAAGUAAGUCUAUGGGUGCGGCUACCGGAACGGUCAAUACCUUGCGUCACGUUGGCGAGAACCGCCUCCAUUUAUCAGGGCUUGCUCGAGACCCCGCGUCCUCGCGAGUGACCUGGAUCUGCACCAAGGGUCUGAUCUUCCUUGGUGUAGUUGAUGGUGGGUUUUUCAAACUUUAUCGUCUCAAGCGCGCCUCUGUCUCGGGUCAGAAAAGCCGCCAGCCUCACUCUGUCGUGGGUGGCAAAGAGUCUCAGAUCAAAUUACCUGCCAACCUGCAAGGCCCGUGUGGUCCAGCCCCUAUGGCUACUUUUGAUCCAGAUCUGGCAGUGCAUGCCACUCUGGUUCUGCCAUCCGCCAGUUCUCAGCCUUCUACCUCCCGACCACUCUGCCAGCCUCUCUCGCAGGCAGAGAUUGAGACAAACACCCCAUAUCAACCCUUCCAUACGGACCAAAGGGUUGGACUGAGUGUGUUUUCUCCUGGCAGCGACGGAAGUGCGCCGAAUGGCCCGUGGGUUUUCGGCAAUGAGAUCCCAAUGACCAAAGUCCAUCUGAGAUCAUUCAAUAGUAGCAGCGAUGAUCACGGUGACGAUGAAGAUGAGAACGCUGCUAUUCACGGCAAUUCGCUCGGUGCUGGGGGUGAGAUAGAGAACCUCAUUACCCUCGGCAAUAGCACGGGUAACGUCGAGGAAGUUGUGAUCACAACUCGUCGGAAGAAGAGACACUCCACUCCCCUCAAGGCCGACGAUGGCUUUUUCGAGGACGACUGCGAAGUUCUCGAUUUUGCCCGCGACCGCGUUUAA